Molecule: messenger RNA, 613 nt
Organism: Agrilus planipennis (emerald ash borer)
Lineage: Eukaryota; Metazoa; Arthropoda; Insecta; Coleoptera; Buprestidae
Gene: RpL40
Product: ubiquitin-60S ribosomal protein L40
Exons: 2
Coding region: 123-509 (128 amino acids)
Biological process (GO): modification-dependent protein catabolic process; protein ubiquitination; translation
Cellular component (GO): cytoplasm; ribosome; nucleus
Molecular function (GO): protein tag activity; ubiquitin protein ligase binding; structural constituent of ribosome
Source: RefSeq, a predicted model, not a curated record
GCAUUUGUAUUGUUGCUUAGCUGUCAAGCUUUUUGCUAUAACCUUUUUCCCUUUUUAUCGUCUAUGGACUUUUAUAGUUGUAAGUGGAACUCGCAACCACGUUGUUAGAUAGUUGAAGCAGCAUGCAAAUUUUUGUGAAAACUCUUACCGGAAAAACAAUCACCCUUGAGGUUGAACCCUCAGACACAAUCGAAAAUGUAAAGGCGAAGAUUCAAGACAAGGAAGGUAUUCCUCCUGAUCAACAGAGGUUAAUUUUCGCUGGUAAGCAAUUAGAAGAUGGCCGUACUCUUUCUGACUAUAACAUUCAGAAAGAAUCGACCUUACACUUGGUGUUACGUUUAAGAGGAGGUAUUAUUGAACCAUCAUUACGUAUCUUGGCUCAGAAAUACAAUUGUGACAAAAUGAUAUGUCGCAAGUGCUAUGCCAGGUUACACCCACGUGCUACUAAUUGCCGCAAGAAGAAAUGUGGCCACACCAACAAUUUACGCCCCAAGAAGAAGCUAAAAUAGAUGACCAGGGGAAGAAGAAAUUGGUUGCUUUGGGCAAGAUUAUUUCAAAAUACUUUAUAUCAAUGUAAAAUUUGAUUAAAAUAAAAAUAUGAAAAACAAAGGAA